AUGAAUGAAAGUGAUUUUACAUUUAUUCCAAAACACACAUACAUUGUUUCAUCAGUAGUUCUUGCCAUACUCUAUAUUAUGCAAUUAGUUUACUCAUAUACGCUUCCAAAAUAUUUUCCAGAUAUGAAAUCAGAUGUUUUUCUCCAAAGCUCCGAUAAUAUGAGUGCAUACAUGAUUGUAUUGACAGUUAAUCCACAAAAUCAUUCAAGAGUUAACGAGUCAUAUCAAUAUUGGGGAGAAGACUACGAUAAACUAUUUAAAAAAUCAAUAAUUCGAUAUGUAUCACCACUAGAUUUACCUUUUGAUCACAGUACACAAUUCAUUGCAUACUGGAAUAACUCAAUUUCUCCAAUUCAAAAUUUAUUAUUCACUUAUUUACAAGCCCUUCAAGAUUUCUAUUAUGGUACAGAUUUGGAUUGGGCUAUUCGUACUACAGAAGAUUGUUUUGUUGAUAUCAGACAUAUUGGCCAAAUGUUAGAUGAUAUAACAAGAUAUUUAGAUCCUCGUAAGGAACAAAUACUCAAAGGACAACUAGUGCGAUCCAAUAUAUUAGUUGAAGGUACUAAUUUCCAGUUUCUUCAUGGUGGAUCUGGUUGGUUAGUUUCUAGAGCCACUGCAAAGUAUAUUCUUGACCACCAAGAAGAUUUAAUACAAGAUCUAUUCACAGGCGAUAGUUCUAAGGGCGAUGACGUCAUUACUUUCAACUUAAUCAAAAGAUUAAAAUUACUUCCAACGGAAGUCCAAUCUUACAGGUUCCUUGGUGUUACACUUACUGAUACAUCAACAGAGUUCCUCAGAAGAAGCUUCUUCCGAACCGUUUCUAACUGCAAAUACAGUUCUGAUCCAUUACAGUACACAAUUCCAUUUGACAACGUCGUUUUCUGGCACAGUGGAAGGCCAGAUAAUUUGCCAAAUGCUGAUGGCUACAGAAUUUUAUCAAAUACUCCAAAAUCAAUAAGAGUCCAGAUGAAGGGAUUAAAUGCAGAUAUUUGCUUCCAUGAUACUGAUUCAUCACAUAGAUCAAGAUUGCAAAUGUAA
Molecule: messenger RNA, 1038 nt
Organism: Trichomonas vaginalis G3
Lineage: Eukaryota; Parabasalia; Trichomonadida; Trichomonadidae
Exons: 1
Coding region: 1-1038 (345 amino acids)
Source: RefSeq, a predicted model, not a curated record